UGGUGUGGCACAAUGACCGCACAAGGGACCUUAGGUGAUUUUUCUCCACAAGGAGAAAUCUCUCCUUUGAGGACCAAGCCAUGCCUCCCGAUCCCCUUAGUCUCUCUCUCUCGCUCGCUUUCCUUUUUUUGCCUUUUCCAGGUUCAUUCCCUAAUCACAGGGCUCUAUUCUGCCAAUUCCCACGUGCUACCUAUCCAUCCUGCUCUCUCUCCACUCCUACGAGCCCAGAGAGGUGGCAAGUUGCCACUUCCGGUUGCCUCCCAUUUCAGCUAACAAGAUGCCGCUCCCUUUACGAGACAUCUUCCUCCCAGCGGCUUCUGAGGAUCCCAGUGGGUUUUUUGAACCCCGUGUGGACGGUCACCCAUCAGAAAAAGGAUUCUGCCUGAAACUUGGACUGAUGUGCCGUAGUUCAUAGGGUCAACUCUGGUAUCCAUUCUGUGGAUUAGUUACGACGUCUGCUACGUCUUCCGAUGGUUUCAUUACUCAUCCGCACAUCCGAUGGGAGCGGAGGGAGGAGGGAAGCAGGUACGAGCCGGGAGGGGAGGGGAAGCUUUCCAAUGACUCCAACCCCUCGCUGAGUCCUCGACCUCUGUCAUUCCCACAGUGCUUAGCGUGAAGGUACACCUGGCAAGCUGGGGCUGGCCGUGUCUCUGUCUCAAAUGCCUGUUGCUGAAGUAGAGAUGUGGGUAUUUGGGAUCGUCUGGUUUCCCCCUGUAGGUGGCAAGCUCCUUGAGAGCAGGGACUAUGUCUUCCUCCUCUAACCCCCAGAGCAUCGAGUAUGGUGCUCGACCGGCAGCGGGUGUUCACUUCAUGUAGUUGGCUGACAGAUGGCUAGCAGAUCUAGUGAAAGGAUGGGCGAGAGGAGAGAUUGAACUGCUGAGCCAAAAUGAAGAUCGGGGCUCUCGGUGGAUUUCCAGUCUCGGGGCUGUCUUUGUCUUUCAUAGGCACGGAUAAUCCAUCACCAGCCGAUCUUUCUAUGUUGUGAUUUCAAGGGAGAGGCCGACACCAAAGCACUUAACUAAACCACUGUCCGUCUCCUUCCAGAGAGCCACAGGCCACCUCAGCUCACCAAGAUUGAAGAGCGGUUCGCUCCCUUCCCCAGUCCCAAUGGUCACCACUGCUCCUCUCUGCCAUCAGGGAGAGACAAUGUGCGAGGGUAAUGAGUUGACUCCGAUCAACACCACCCAGACCCAUCUGGCCCCACUAGCGGUGGUGCUGGGGGGCGUCUCCCUGGUCACCGUGAGCCUAAACCUCCUCGUGCUGUACGCCGUGAAGACGGAUAGAAAGCUGCACACGGUGGGCAACCUGUACAUCGUCAGCCUCUCCGUGGCCGACCUGAUCGUGGGCGCAGCCGUCAUGCCCCUGAACAUCAUGUACCUCCUGGAGCCUCCCAAGACCUUCGGACAGCCGCUCUGCCUCUUCUGGCUCUCCAUGGAUUACGUGGCCAGCACCGCCUCCAUCUUCAGCGUCUUCAUCCUGUGCGUCGACCGCUACCGCUCGGUCCAGCAGCCCCUCAAGUACCUGAAGUACCGAACCAAGACGCGGGCGUCGACCAUGAUCUCUGGAGCCUGGCUCCUCUCUUUGCUGUGGAUCAUUCCGAUCCUGGGGUGGCGCGGGGCCCAAGGCGAGAAAUCCGGAGCAGGCGACACCAAGUGCGAGACGGGUUUCCAUAAAGUCACCUGGUUCAAGGUGAUGACAGCCAUCAUCAACUUCUAUCUCCCCACCUUUCUCAUGCUGUGGUUCUACACCAAGAUCUACAAGGCCGUCCGGAGGCACUGCCAGCAUCGCGAGCUCAUCAACGGCUCUUUCCGGUCUUUCUCGGAAGUCAAGCUGAUGCAGGACAAGAAGGUCUGCACCAAGAAGCAAAAGAAGAAGCCCGGGCCCAAGUCUUCAGGGCCCCCCGUGGACCCCUCCUGCCACGCCAAUAACAACCUCGCACCACGCCAGGACCCAGUGGUCACCCUCCAGCCGGCCGAGAAAUCCGCCAAGGUGGUCAUCAAGGAGCAAGACGGAGACGUGGUCGUCAAGGAGCAAGACGGAGAGGGGGUCACCCAACACUGCUUCCCCAUCACCAUUGUGCAGAACCAGCCCCCGCUGGAGGAAGCAGAGGGAGAGAGCGUGCCUGCCAAGCGGGACCAACCGAGCCAAGAGAAUCUGGCCCCUGCCACCCUGGAGCCAAGCGACACUUCUGACGAGCACACCUUCGCCGACCUGACCUCCUGCCAGACCGACUCGGAGUCGCCUGUGGAGCCAGCUGCCGCCCCUGAGAGCCAGGAGCAGCCCAAGGGUCCCUCCGGGCUGGGGGGCUACCUGAAAUACACCUGGAAGAGGCUGCGCUCCCAUUCCAGGCAGUACCUGCCGGCACUGCACAUGAACCGGGAGCGCAAAGCCGCCAAGCAGUUGGGCUUCAUCAUGGCCGCCUUUAUAAUCUGCUGGAUCCCCUACUUCGUGUUCUUCAUGGUCAUCGCCUUCUGUACCGACUGUUGCAAUGAGAAUUUCCACAUGUUCACCAUUUGGCUCGGCUAUGUGAAUUCCACGCUGAACCCCCUCAUCUACCCUCUUUGCAACGAGAACUUCAAGAAGACUUUCAAAAGAAUUUUACACCUGCGCUCCUGAAGCCGGACCUGAAGGUCGGGGAGCAACGCUUCGCCUGUUUCUUCAUCAUCCUCAUCGUCAUCGUCACCGUCACUAGUUGUCUACUGAACCAAUAUGUAGAUGAGUGAAUGAGCGUCCUGUGAUUUUUUUCAAACUAUUCUGAUGUGCCAGGUACCAAGGAAACCAGACAGAGGGUGGAAGAUUUGGAUAGUUAACAAGUCAUUGUCGGCAGAAGAGUCACCAGCGGUAGUGUCCAGGAAAAAUGUAAAUUCCAACUAUCUAAAGGAGAACUGGGUCACAGCAGGGCUCCUUACACCUCAGGACCUUCAGUAAUCUCAGGACUUUCAUUACAGCUACAGGCUACAAGCUGUGUAAAACUAAACAACUUUAGGUUUCCAUUAUUUAGAACCAAACAGUGAACAGAGCUCUAAGGAAAUCAUGGACUUUAAAUAAGAAGACGCCCGCCAAAACAAAAGAAAACGAAACAAAACACACACCGAGUGAAAACCCCCCCAGGAAGAAAUGAAAAAGUAUGUUUGUCUUGGUUUUAAUGUUACUCUAAGAAUGUAAUUUAUUAUUUAAGUGUCGAUGUUAAAGCAUAUAGCAGUGCUGAAAACCAAAUCUCCUGCAAGAUGUGGUAUUGUGUGUCUGUAUACAAGCUUCUGUGGUUUAUUAAGUGAUUUAUGAAUGUGUGGUAUUUUUAUGUCGCUAAAAUAUGAAGUUUGAGCUGUUCUAAAAUAUGACCUAUUUAUUUAUGUCUUUCUCGAACUCUCUAGCACCUUUUAAGAAUGUCAAACUGUAUUGUCGAGUGCUUUAAAAUUUGAUAUGGGGUAUAUGUUUUGUUUGGAGUCGUGUUUGUACAUUUCAUUUGAAUAGAAAUUAUUUUUAUAAAAGCUAUUUGUCCUAUGCUUGCUAAUUGAGCUUCUGCAGAGUCCUCAGCCUGCAGAGAGCUGCUGAGUUUAGAAUUGUAUUGAAACUGUUUCGUAAGCUGCAGCUGUACUUUUCCAGGUUGCAAACGAUACAUCAAAUGUUCUUCAAGCAUAUUCUGUUUGGGGCCAAUUCCUGUGCAGUUGACAUCGUGACACAAGACUGCAAGGGCAUGAGUCACUGUGGGGCCGAAAGCACCCAAGGAAACUGUAAAGAGAGAAAAAUCAGUGGGUAUUCAUCUCCCUUCCCUGCCACCUGAGCCCAGCCGUGCCACCCUCACACCAGCCCGAGAUGGCUUUCUCCCAUUUCCAGAAUGAAGCUGAGUGAGGGCGGAGUGAGAAGGUUUGGCUUUUAACUCUGGUUUACGAUCCAGAGGUUGAUAAAUCAACACAGUCUCUGGGCAGACAGACAGACAGUCAGAUCACACACACAUACACACACCUGGGCCCCUUCUACCCAAUGCGUUUUCUUAAAACUUUUUCUACACUGGUAUUCUUUUCUUGCCUGAGGUAGGGGGAACUCAUCUGGGGGCCUGUAGGUAGUCUGCAGGACCUGGGUGGAAGACAUUGCAUUCCUCAAGAUGUUUGCUAAUAUCAUGCUUCACUGUGUCAAUGUAGACCCAGCCUGAGCCUCUCCAGGUGAAAUGGCCUUUCAAAUGAGAUUUCAUCUCAAGCAGUGUGUGUAGUGAAGGGUUAGACGUGAGCAGUGUGCUCAUUAAAAGCUCUAACGAAAAAAGGGAAGCGUUGCCUCAUGCAAAGUUGAAACUGCAGCUGUGUUGGCCUGAAGUCAAGGGGUACUGUCUCCCCCAAAGGCAGAGUGAUUAGAAACAAGGAGGGUGGGACUUCCUGGCAGAUGUGAUUUUCCUGCCAUAUGAAGCUCUGGCUGGAGCAGAAGGCAAUUCUUUCUACAGAAUACGGUUGCUUGGAGAGAAUUACGAAAUGUCUUUUUUCUGUUUGUUUGGCCAAAUGCUCAAAAAGGAAAAAAAAGAAUUAGCAUAGGGGGAGGGAGGCAGCAUGCCAGAGAUUGAUGACACCAAUUCUAGGAAACAUCAAACUGCGCUAUACCUCCUGUGUACAGUGCAGUAGCAAGGUAAUGACUUGUUUUCCUGGGUCAGGCCAGUGAAGCAACGUGAUUGGAGGAAGCAGCUGAAUCUUAGCUAAGAGUUUUUACCUUUAGCUGGUAAUGGAGGAUCUGGGCAGGUCGGGGGUAGUCACCUAUAGCCAACGUAGUCGCAGUGGUAGAGCACUGAGGGAGAGAUCUCUAGAUGCUCAAAUUGAAAUGGGAUGCUGCUUAAUUUGGGUGAGGACAUGGAGCCUGAACGGUCUUCUCUGCUGCCCUUUCUCUCACCUGGCCAUUUUGGGAAUUGGAGUCAGUACAAUCACUGCCCUCUGAGAAUUGGCUCCGGCUUCUUGCUCCCGCUAGAACAAGUGAAAGGGCGGGUAUCGGAAAAGUUUUUGCAGCUCCACGGGCUGGAGGAAGUAACAAAGUGACACUCUGGGCCCCCUUUCCUUCCUUGUCAGCAGAAAGAAACUGCUGCUUCUUUUCCCCGUCCCCUUUCCCCGGGUCCACCGGCUAUAAGAAAAGGGAUGUAACUGUAGUAACGGUGAUCGUUGGAGUAGUGGUGGUUUUUAUUAAGUCCUUACUGUGUGCAGAGCACCGUACUGAGCCCUGGGAAAGAGUACCGGUGGGAAUUAAACACGGACCCUGUCCCUCGAGGGGCUCACGGAUUAUGAAGAUAGACGGGGGAGGGGAGUGGAGACAGACACAUCGGAGCGAUGAGAUAAUAAAACACUAAGCAGCAUAGGGGCCAAGGACAAGUACACAAUUCACACAAUAAAAAUCAAAAGUCAGUAGAGAGCGGUAGCUAAAGGAACAGAAUUUCAAGCUCCUCGUGAUUCAGAGAUUUGUUCUGAGAUCCUAGGGGAUCCGGCCUGGCUGAGACCUGAAGAAUUUGACAGCAUAAUUUGUUUUACUAGGGAUGGGAAUGGAUAGCAAGAAGGGUGCAAAGAUAGAAAGAAGCUUUCUGGCUGAUGCAGAAGAAGUGGGCUCGCAGGCAGGGUGCUUUCUCCUUUCAGUGCAACCCAGACUCUUUGCAGUUUAACCCCAUUGGUCCUCUCAAAGGAGAUUACAAACCUACUACUUGGUGCUUUUUAACAACCUUGGAAAAAGUGGUGGAAGCUAUGUAAAACAUUGGUACACAUCUGUCUUUUUGAAAGUGAUUCAUGUGCACAUGCUCUCACUAAGCUGUGGAAAUGCCCUCCUUCAGCAUUUGAAAUCAAACAAUAAACAGGCAAUUCUCUGUC
Molecule: messenger RNA, 5825 nt
Organism: Ornithorhynchus anatinus (platypus)
Lineage: Eukaryota; Metazoa; Chordata; Mammalia; Monotremata; Ornithorhynchidae
Gene: HRH1
Product: histamine receptor H1
Exons: 1
Coding region: 1108-2616 (502 amino acids)
Biological process (GO): chemical synaptic transmission; regulation of vascular permeability; G protein-coupled receptor signaling pathway, coupled to cyclic nucleotide second messenger
Cellular component (GO): membrane; dendrite
Molecular function (GO): histamine receptor activity; neurotransmitter receptor activity; G protein-coupled serotonin receptor activity
Source: RefSeq, a predicted model, not a curated record